UCAGCUCCGUGUUGCAGACAGAAGAAGAGCAGGCUGGAGUUUCUUUGGGGAAACAGCGCCCCGGUGCCGUCAGACUGCGCAUGUGCGGAGUCAGCGCGUGACCGCGGCGCGUGCCUGACGCUGAGCAGCUGACCUGUGUCCUCUGCUGCAGGUGUGCGCAGUUUUAACAUGACCGCAGAGUUUCUGCGCAACAUCUGCGCCUCCACGUGGCGCGCGCCACCUUCCAGCCGCUGAUCGGAACCGGAUCCAUCCGAACAUGGCCGUGCUCGGUCCAGGAUCCGCUUCGCUUCGGUUCGGCUCGGUCCUCCUGAUUGUCCUGAUCCUCUGCGGUUCUUCCUGGACCAGAGAUGUCCUCACAGGACGCAACGACACCAGGCCAGAACCGAACCGGGAGCAUCACGACCAGGACCAGGAUCUUGCAGCCAACGCCACGAAACACAAGAAGGCUUUCCCCGUCCUCGAGUUGAACUACGACUAUGUCCGGAUGCCGUUUGAGAUUUCCCUGUGGAUCCUGCUGGCGCUGCUGAUGAAGCUGGGUUUCCACAUCAUUCCCAGAGUUUCCCACAUCGUUCCAGAGAGCUGCCUGUUGAUCUUCGUCGGUCUGCUUGUUGGCGGCGCCAUCAAAGCGAUCCAAGAGAAGGCGCCGGUCAUGGACACCAAGCUCUUCUUCCUCUACCUGCUGCCGCCCAUCAUCCUCGACGCCGGCUACUUCCUGCCCAUCCGGGCCUUCACCGAGAACAUGGGCACCAUCCUGGUCUUCGCGGUGGUGGGGACGCUGUGGAACGCCUUCUUCAUCGGCGGGAUGAUGUUCGCCGUGUGCCAGAUUGAGGCGGCCGCAGCCGCCCAUGUUAGCCUGCUGUCCUGCCUGCUGUUCGGCUCGAUCAUCUCGGCUGUGGACCCGGUGGCGGUUCUGGCCGUGUUCGAGGAAAUCCACAUCAAUGAGCUGCUGCACAUCCUGGUGUUUGGAGAGUCGCUGCUUAACGAUGCGGUCACGGUGGUUUUGUAUCACCUGUUUGAGGAGUUUUCCCAUGCAGAAACUGUUACCGUUGGCGACGCCUUCCUCGGCUUGGUCUCUUUCUUCGUGGUUUCGCUCGGCGGCAUCCUGGUGGGUGUCAUCUACGGCGUCCUGGGUGCCUUCACGUCCCGGUUCACCUCGCACUCCCGCGUCAUCGAGCCGCUGUUCGUCUUCCUCUACAGCUACAUGGCGUACCUCUCCGCAGAGGUCUUUCAUCUGUCUGGGAUCAUGUCUUUGAUUGCCUGUGGCGUCGUCAUGCGGCCGUAUGUGGAGGCCAACAUCUCCCACAAGUCCUACACCACCAUCAAAUACUUCCUGAAGAUGUGGAGCAGCGUGAGCGAGACGCUAAUCUUCAUCUUCCUCGGGGUUUCCACAGUGGAAGGCCCUCACAACUGGAACUGGAUCUUUGUGAUCUUCACCCUCAUCUUCGCCCUCCUUUCCAGAGUGUUGGGAGUCGUUGGCCUCACCUUCAUUAUAAAUAAAUUUCGUAUUGUGAAGCUGACCAAAAAGGACCAGUUCAUCGUGGCCUACGGUGGCCUGCGAGGUGCAAUUGCCUUCUCUCUGGGAUACCUCAUACAUGAAGAUGGGGACAGCAAAAACACGAGGGGCAUGUUCCUCACCGCCAUCAUCACAGUUAUCUUCUUCACCGUCUUUGUGCAGGGGAUGACCAUCAGGCCUCUGGUGGAGCUGCUGGCAGUGAAGAAGAAGAAGGAGAGCAAACCGUCAAUAAACGAGGAGAUUCACACUCAGUUCCUGGACCACCUGCUUACAGGAAUCGAAGACGUCUGUGGACAUUACGGACAUCAUCACUGGAAGGACAAGCUGAAUCGCUUCAAUAAGACGUACGUGAAGAAGUGGCUGAUCGCAGGCGAGCGCUCCAGCGAGCCGCAGCUCAUCUCCUUCUACAACAAAAUGGAGAUGAAGCAGGCCAUGAUGCUGGUGGAGAGCGGGAGCGCCGCCAAGCUGCCCUCCGUCAUGGCCGCCGCCGACCAAAACGCGGAGCAGCAGAGAGAACCGAGACCAGAGCGAAUGAUCCCCAAGAUCUCAAAGACCCGCGAAGCCGAGAUCCGCCGGAUCCUUCGGGCCAACCUGCAGAACACGCGGCAGAGGCUGCGCUCCUACAACAGACACGACCUCUUCAUGGACCCGUUUGAGGACAGCAUGAGUGAGGUCCGCUUCCGGCGGCAGCGGGUCGAGAUGGAGCGGCGGAUGAGCCACUACCUCACCGUUCCGGCGAAGCGACAGGAAACGCCGUCGGUCCGGAAGGUUUGGUUCGAACCAGAGCACAAAGUCUACACCUACGAUGAGAACGAGAGUGCCAGGCCGUCCGAAAGCGCCGCCCUGCUGGACGAGUCGAAUCGGAGCGCCGACGGCCAAUCAGAGAGGCAGAAACCGACUCGCUGCCUGAGCGAUCCCGGUCCCAAUGAGGAUGAGGAAGGAAUCAGCUUCCGCUCGUCUUGAUGAAGGUUUCCUCUCUGGACUGUUUGAUGUGUGAUAUGAGGUGAAACAUUUCAGUGUUUUCAGCACCGAACGGACUCUUCAGGGUAUUAUGAAGCACAAAGGAAAGAUUAUCAAUGAAGCAAGUUGAUCGAUCAGUUUUACAGCUGAAUGAGUCAUCAGUUAAUUUUAUAACGACGAUUAAUAAAAGAGCAAAAAGGAAACACCUGGAGGAAGGAAGGGAGGGAUGGAGGAAGCCAUCUUGGAGGAAUUUACUGCAUAUAAUCCAUAAAUAUCCAAAGAAGAAAUUCGUGACCUGGAUGCAGUUUGGUCGGCUCGCAGAUCAGAGAUGAAGCAUCUAGAAUGACCACAGGGGGGCGCUCUAUCACUCCAGAUCAUACAGCCGCUGCUCCAACCGACUGUCGGAUGCUUCGGUGACUUCAGAUACUGCUUGUAAAGUUACACUGUCAAAAAUUAGUUAGUAAAUAUUUAGUUUGGAGCUAAAUAUUUAACUCCAAGCUAACUAUCUAGCUCCCAACUAAAUAUCUAACUUGCUAACUUGUUUGAAUCUGAUAUUUGUAAAUUAAUGAAUGACAUGGUGAAAAUAAGUCUUUGAAAAAUGAACCCCAUUUUUUCUGAUAUGGUCAAAUAACUCAGAAUAUUACUAUUAAUUUUUGACGGUGCAACUUUCCAAACUGCACUGCAAAUGUCACUGCCUGACGGUGAGAUUACAUCACUUCCGCCCCCUGGUGGCUGGAUGUGGACCAAACUACGUCCAGCUCCUCCUGGGUAGCAAACUGUUUAUUUCUCUGUAAAUCAGUUGCAUUUUAAAGCUUGAACUAUGUGUAUCUGUCUAUCAUUUCUGCUGGUUUUGUGCAUAAAACCAACAUAAAUUAAGUUGACCACGUCACCUCGGACACCAAAGGCUGCUGUGCCGAUUCUUCAGUGAUCAUGUUCGACUAAUUAUGUGUUUUACAGCAAGCUUGUGCCUUAUUCAGUUGCAUUUCAUUUGUCUUAAUAUCAUGGGAUAGACUGAACAAAAACCUCAACAUAUUUUUUCAUGUAAUUAAAAGAUAAAUAUUGUAAAGGUGACCAAACGUCUGAACGACCUUUAAUCACCUCCUGACUCAUCAUGUUGCCUCAGGGACUCAAACGUAGCUUGUCGGAUCCCGGCUGCUGAAGGAAAACUCCGGUUUGGAGAUUCAAACAGGAUGUGAUGUCUCAUCAACUUCCUCCUAACUAAGCUUUAAAGCGUUUAAUGUCUGCCUGCAUCUCCUGUGUUACAAGCUUUUAUAUUUUGUGUUGUAGACAUCUGUCACAUGAAGAAAAACUAUAAUAAAAUAAGUUUACUGUUAA
This is a messenger RNA of Xiphophorus couchianus (Monterrey platyfish), 3808 nucleotides long. It is a transcript of the gene slc9a1b, whose product is annotated as solute carrier family 9 member A1b. Lineage: Eukaryota; Metazoa; Chordata; Actinopteri; Cyprinodontiformes; Poeciliidae. The record is from RefSeq and is a predicted model, not a curated record. The coding region runs from base 257 to 2476 and encodes 739 amino acids. Gene Ontology annotation, molecular function: sodium:proton antiporter activity; potassium:proton antiporter activity. Gene Ontology annotation, cellular component: plasma membrane. Gene Ontology annotation, biological process: regulation of intracellular pH; proton transmembrane transport; potassium ion transmembrane transport. The transcript has 12 exons.